UCAAAGCAUUAUGUGGAUGGAUUCGGCUGCAGAGAUCUGGCACGAACUGAAUGAUCGAUAUCAUCAAGGAGAUAUAUUUCGGAUUUCAGACUUACAAGAAGAAAUUUAUGGUCUUAGGCAAGGUGAUUCUUCUAUUACGAUCUAUUUUACCAAUUUAAAGAAACUCUGGCAAGAAUUGGAGAAUUUUUUCCCCUUGCCUUCUUGUUCUUGUACACCUACUUGCUCUUGCAAUCUCUUACCAAAAAUUAGGGAAUACAGAGAGAAUGACUAUGUCAUUCGCUUCCUUAAGGGCUUGAAUGAACAAUAUUCCCCAGUUCGAUCUCAGAUCAUGUUAAUGGAGCCUCUCCCUACAAUUAGCAAGGUUUUUUCGAUGCUUUUACAACAGGAACGUCAAUUCUUUAGUCAUACGGAAGAACUUAAAACUGUCGCAGCUGUUUCUAACCAUAGUCGUGGAUUUGGUCGCGGUUCAUCUUUAGGUAGUGGUCGUGGUUCUGGUGGCCGUGGUCGGGGAUAUAAAAUUUGCACUCACUGCAAUAAAUCGGGUCAUACGGUAGAUGUUUGCUUUAAAAAACAUGGGUACCCUCCGAACUAUCCACGAUCCAAUUCAGGGGCUUCCAACAAUUUCUCAUCUACCAGCCCUAAUAUUGAGGAUGCUCAUACUUCCGCUACCUCUGAUUCUUCAAGUCUGGACAAUGCUACCCAAGUUUUCACUUUGGAUCAGCAAAAGGCUUUGCUUGCUUUAAUUCAGGCUUCCACAUCCUCCUCUACUAGCACUGUAAAUCAACUUCAACAUUCACCUCCUAUCAAUUUGGGACAACAUCUCCCUGAAGAUGAUUGGUACAACUAGUAUUCAUCAUGGCUUAUACUUGCUUGAUUUUCCCUCUUUUCAUACCCCUGUUCAGAUUCAUAAUUGUACUAUCAAUUCUAUUUUGCAAACUAGUUUACACCAUGUUUUAGGUUCCAAUUGUAAUCUUUGGCAUUUUCGCUUUGGGCAUCCAUCUAGUGAUACUU
Molecule: messenger RNA, 1011 nt
Organism: Cicer arietinum (chickpea)
Lineage: Eukaryota; Viridiplantae; Streptophyta; Magnoliopsida; Fabales; Fabaceae
Source: RefSeq, a predicted model, not a curated record